Molecule: messenger RNA, 801 nt
Organism: Momordica charantia (bitter melon)
Lineage: Eukaryota; Viridiplantae; Streptophyta; Magnoliopsida; Cucurbitales; Cucurbitaceae
Product: agamous-like MADS-box protein AGL80
Biological process (GO): positive regulation of transcription by RNA polymerase II
Molecular function (GO): DNA-binding transcription factor activity, RNA polymerase II-specific; protein dimerization activity; cis-regulatory region sequence-specific DNA binding
Source: RefSeq, a predicted model, not a curated record
ACGAGCGUUUGAUUGUGUGUCUACACACACACACACAUAUAUAUAGAGAUAAGACUAAAAUAAGAUUAAGAAGCAAAUCCAAGCAGUAGAUGAGGAUGACGAGGAAGAAGGUGAAGCUGGCCUACAUUGCCAAUGACUCUGCAAGAAAGGCAACUUUCAAGAAGAGGAAGAGAGGGCUGAUGAAGAAGGUCAGCGAACUCAGCACUCUCUGUGGGAUUGAGGCUUGUGCAAUCGUGUUCAGCCCCUACGAUUCUCAACCGGAGCUCUGGCCGUCCCCGCUCGGAGUCCAGCGGGUGCUCUCCCACUUCAAAAAGAUGCCCGAGAUGGAGAAGAGCAAGAAGAUGGUGAACCAAGAAACGUUUCUCCGUCAGAGGAUCGCGAAGGCAAACGAGCAGGUUAAGAAGAUGAGAAAGGAGAAUAGGGAGAAGGAGAUGACGCGGCUCAUGUUCCAAAGCCUCACCGGAGCCAAGGGGCUUCAGGGUCUCACCAUGGUGGACCUCAACGAUCUUGGCUGGCUCAUUGACCACAACCUCAAGGACAUUACCAAGCGGAUCGAAUCCCUCACCAAGCCUUCACCACCACAGCCACCGCCACCGCCCCCGCCCCAGCCCCAGCCGCAUGCGGCAGCGUGGCUGAUGGAUCUGGUGAGCGUGAGCCCUCAUCAGGAUCAGGGCAUGGGUGGUUUGGGUUUGGGUUUGGUUGGGGAGGACAUGCUCCUCCCGUUCGGAGAUCAUUUUAGUAACCACAAUAAUAAUGCCAUGUGGUCCAAUGCAUUUUUCCCAUGAUUCCUCUUUCUUUCAA